Emiliania huxleyi CCMP1516 is the source of this 567-nucleotide messenger RNA. RefSeq lists its product as hypothetical. The coding region runs from base 1 to 567 and encodes 188 amino acids. Lineage: Eukaryota; Haptophyta; Isochrysidales; Noelaerhabdaceae. Gene Ontology annotation, molecular function: transcription coactivator activity; protein heterodimerization activity; RNA polymerase II general transcription initiation factor activity. The transcript is spliced from 2 exons. The record is from RefSeq and is a predicted model, not a curated record. Gene Ontology annotation, cellular component: SAGA complex; transcription factor TFIID complex. Gene Ontology annotation, biological process: DNA-templated transcription initiation; RNA polymerase II preinitiation complex assembly.
AUGUGUUACGACGGCCAGAUCCUGCGCUCGAUGGGUGUGACCGACUACGAGCCGGGCGUCCUCCACCAGCUCCUCACCUUCAUGCACGCUCAUUGCGCCGAGGUCUUUUCGGAAGGCGCAGACUACGCGGCGCACGCGGGCCGCACGGCGGUGGAGUGCGAGGACGUCAGACUGGCGUGCAGGCUCAAGUCUGCAGAGGCGCAGGUCACCUCGGCGCCCUUCCUUGAGUGGCUUGCGCGCGAGCGCAACGGCCAGCCGCUGCCCGCCGCGCCGACCAGCACGUCUGGCAUCCAGCUUCCGCCUCAAAAGUUCUGUCUGCUCGCCGCGAACUACGAUCUGGUGCCGCGCGCGCCGGCGGUGGAGGCGGCGGAGGACGAGACGCCGUCUCAGCUGCGCAGCGGUGCCGAGCCGCCCGUCCGGCCCAAGUCGGCGGGCCCGAGGAUACCAAUCCACCUCGGGGCAGCGCAGGCGGCGACCGACGCGCUCGCGCCCGCGCAGCCAGCCCGGGAGGGGAGCGGCGAUGCGGCCAUGGCAGAGGCGCUUGAUGACGAUGAGCUCUGGGACUAG